AUGAAUAAAUUUCAACAAUUUGAAAUUACUGUUGCUGAAUUAAAUCAACUCAAUAGUCCUGAAGGGAUCUUUCUUGAUAAUGAUAAUUCAAUUUAUAUUGCUGAUUCUAACAAUCAUUGUAUUGUUAAAUGGAAAUUGAAUUUAAAUACUGGUCAAAUCAUUGCAGGUAGAAAUAUUUAUUGUCGAGGUCUGACAACCGAUAAAAAUGGAUUUAUUUAUGCUUCUGAUUGCGAGAAUAAUGAAGUAAAACGAUGGAAACAGGGAGAUAAAAAAGGUAAAUUAGUUACAGGUGGAAAUAAUCAAAAUUGA
Messenger RNA from Adineta steineri, 309 nucleotides. Lineage: Eukaryota; Metazoa; Rotifera; Eurotatoria; Adinetida; Adinetidae. The record is from the annotation of a GenBank genome assembly.